Messenger RNA from Paramecium primaurelia, 1335 nucleotides. Lineage: Eukaryota; Ciliophora; Oligohymenophorea; Peniculida; Parameciidae. The record is from the annotation of a GenBank genome assembly.
AUGAGACCAUCUUUUGGAAAAAAAGUUAAAUAAGAUGAUUCUGAUAAUAAAUUUAAAGAGAAAAUCUAUCGCUCUAUGUAUCCAUCCCCUUGUUCUUCAUAGUAAAAAAUUUAUAUUUUGAAAUUAUUAGCGAUCCAAAUAAAUGGCUACAAAAUAAUGAUAUUUCAUGGUUGUCUCAUUCAUUAGAAUAGGAUAUAGAUAAAAUUCUAUAGAUAGCUGUUCCAUAACCACUUAAACUAUAAAAUAAUAGAAGAGCUAGUGCAAAUGAUAUUAGAGAAGAUAUUGAUAAUAAAGUAGGAAAAUAAAAGAGAAAUACUUGGUAUGUUGAAAAAUAACAUGAAGAUUAACCUAAAAACAGUAAACUCAAAAUAAAUAUGAGUUCUAUUAUUUGUGAAUUUCCAAUUUAAAAAGUUACAAGGUAAUCAAUAUCUGAUUAACCUAAAACACCAAAUUGUUAAAAGUCUUUUAUGGAAGCUAUAAUUUCAAGAUAUUAAUAAAGAAAUGAAUAAGAUGAUUAAUUUGAAAAAGAGAAACAAUAUUUAUUUUAAAGUAAUAAAAAGGAAUAAAUUAAUGAUCCUGAUAUCUAUUAGAAUGGUGAUGAUAUUUUAAAUUAAGAAUAAUAAAAUAUAUCUACUAAUGAGAUUAAUCCUACUAAACAAACUUAAUUAAAACAAAAAAAACCAAAGAAGGUUGGUAGAAAAAAAAAAUCAUAUAUGAAAAUACCUAAAAGAAAAUCAAGAUAAACAAAAUAAUAAGAAAGAAUAUAACCAUAAUAUUAAUCAAGUUAAACUGAAUUAUAUUAAGAAAAAACUAAAUAUAUUAGACCAUCAUAAACAUUAGAUCAACCUAUAUUCAAUACAAAAUAAUGUUGGGCUAGAAUGUAAUUUCGCAAGGAAGCAAAAAAAUACGAGAAAUAUUAAACUUAAGAAUUUUAAGAUUUAUUAUAUUCUUUACCAGGAUGCUAUAUUCAUAAAUGUGAAGGAGAUUUAAGAAUAGAUAAAAUUAGACCUAUGUAAAAUGUUAAAGGAAAAUAUUUUUAAUCUUUUGAAAUGUGGAUAAAUCCAUUAGUAUUAAUUGGUCCAAUUAAAAUGAAUAAUUAAGUUAAAUUAGUAAAUAUAAUAUAAUUUAUAUUAGCAUAUAAGAUUUAAAAAAGGAUAUUCAGGAUAAGUAUUUUGUGAUAGUACAUUAUAGGAAACUCUUCCUAUAAAUUAAAUUGAUGGAAAAACAUUCCAUAAAUAAUAAUUAAUUCUUGCUAAUAAUUCUGAUCAUGUUGUUAAAUUGGUCUGUUGUUUAGUUAAUAUAUCAAUUAAAAUACCAAUAAGAAGACGUAAAUGA